Molecule: messenger RNA, 4044 nt
Organism: Archocentrus centrarchus (flier cichlid)
Lineage: Eukaryota; Metazoa; Chordata; Actinopteri; Cichliformes; Cichlidae
Gene: ccdc187
Product: coiled-coil domain containing 187
Exons: 13
Coding region: 482-2917 (811 amino acids)
Source: RefSeq, a predicted model, not a curated record
CACCGUCGCUCGUGAUAGACGAGGAGUCCGAGCUUCAGCGCGCACGUGAAGGCAGCAUCUUUUAACCGCCCACACUGCUGCCGAACAGGAGCCGUGAAGAAGCAGCAGCCGGAGCGACAGACUGAGGGCUAAGUUUGUCCACCCUGGCUUCCCAUCACGAGUCGACGGGUCUUUGUUUCUGUGAUGAACAAGUACCUCCGCUUUCGCUUAAAAUUCACACCUAAAGUACAGGCGUUAGAAACGGUCAAGUGCGUUCGUGACAUUUUGGAUAGUUUGUAGCAACACAACACAGAGAGAGAGAGAAAGAGGAAAGGAGAGUGAGAAGUGCGAGCGACUCCAAAGUUGACACUUGGCUGUCAUGUUUGGUACUUGUUGAAUAGGCUGUGUGUACAAACACAACACUGCAGUGUGUGGGGGCGGCAGCGUGCUGGGAACAGGGUCUUCUGUAUCACGAUGAGGCAGUAACAACACAAGGACAGUGAUGGCAGAGCUGGAGAUUGACCAGUCCAACCUUCCACGUGUCCAUGAAGUGUGCCAGUGUUUUGCUGUGCUGGAGGAUGGAGCGCUGGCACACAACCUGCAAGAGCAGGAGAUUGAGCAAUACUAUACCACCAAUGUUCAAAAGAACCAACUAGUGCAGAAUGACAUCCGUAUAGCCAAGAAGCUGCAGGAUGAAGAGGAGGAGCAGCAGGCCCAGCAGAGUGCCCUUAUCAGACAGGCCUCCAGACAACUAGAGGAGCAGGACUUUGAGUAUGCCCGUGUGAUUCAGGAAGAGCUCCAGAGAUGUGCUGAGGAGGCCCGGAGGAGAGAGCUUGAUGAUGAAGAAAUUGCCAAACGGUUGCAAGAAGAGGAAGAGCAGAGGAUCAGAAGGCGAAGCAGAGGGUCAGGGAGCUAUAGUGAAGGCAGCACAAGUGACCCUGCACUGCUAUCCCUACAACAGCACACAAACAGCAGCCUUCGCCAUGGGGAGGAGCAGUACCCUAUCACCACCACCAGGUGGCAAUCCUCUACUUCUCACUCAGAGAUAACUGGGGCUCAGACUGACUCCCCAAGGGGGUUAGCGGCUCAGAAAAACACAACUUCAUGGUCAAAUCAAGGACACCGCAAUUCCAUUAGGCAAAUUAGGAGUGAAUUGAGAGAGCCUUUGAGUGAAAAUUCAGAUGACUCGGACACAGUUUUCUCUGAACAGCUUUCUGUCUGGUCCCAGAGACUGAAUGAAAGACUCAACACGGCACCUCCUCGACAGCGGGCAUCUUUACAUCAGCCACAAGAGAGAAAUUACAGAAGCGUUUACUCUCGUAGAACAAUCUCAGAUGAGUUCAGAGGCUGGGAGGAGGAGAGAGAAGAGUGGGAUGAGGACUUUUAUGAAAAUGGUGAUCUGAAUGAAAGGAGGCCUAAGAAUCAUGAUAAGGAGAGGAACUACAGAGAUGAGUAUGAAGUUUGGCACAGAAGCAGAGGUCAGGAUACAGACUCUCAGUUAUUCGAGGUUAGAGAAAGACGACAUAGUCGCAGUGAAUCUGUUAGGCUACGUGAUGGGAGUAGACGCAGCAACAGAGACUUAGCAAGGACCUGGAGCUACAAGGACAACCCUGACAAACAUGUCCGUUUUCAAGAUGAUAACAGGAGGUCUUCCAGGCAGCAGAGUGAAAGCAACCAAGUGUGGGAGAUGCUGGGCCAUAUCCUCAGAGAGAGAGGUGUGCCUGUGAGGCUCGGUGGCAAUGGGGCGCCACUGCAAAUAAGGCCUCAAAGCAGAGACAGCCAGGUGCUUCAUGGGAGUGAGGUCUCCUGUGGCGACUCCCAACCACAUCAGAGAGUCUUCCAAAGAGCUGCUACCACCAGGCACAGUUUCCAUGGAGAUAUUAGGGAGAGGAGGAGAUUGUCAUACCGAGAGAACAGUGGGAGAGAUCACAGAGAAGACCGAGACAGGCACCGUGAUAAUGGAGAGAUUUAUGAGAUUAGUAGAAGAGACUCAGACCUAGCUAAAAGAGAAAGACAAGGCAGUAGAAGGUGGACAGAGCACAAAUACACUAACAACGAUAAGAGGGGAGAGAGGAAUGUAAAUAAUUACAGAGUCAGGAAAACAAGAAGUGAACGCAGUCAUUUGCGCAGGACCAGAGAAGAGAGCUUAAGCUCAGAGGAGGAGCAGGAUGUGGAGAGGAGAGUAAAUCUACCCCGUCGAAGAACCCCAGAACGUAGCCAAAGCCUCAGCACCAGCAGCAGGGCUUCAACCAGGGAUAGGUCAAGGCGCAUGGCAGCAGGAGCAUCACUGCAACCAGAGUUGAGUGAAACAAACCUAAGCCUGGGGGAGCUGCAGCAGGUUCUAGAAGAUGAAGAACUGGCCCUCAAGCUACAGGAGGAAGAGGAAAAGCUUUUCAGGAGGCCAUCUCAACAUUCCUCUUAUUCAGAAAGGGACUUCAGGGUAGCGCAAGUGGCACAAGAUGAGGAAAUUGCACGUUUCAUUCAGAAGCAGGAAAUUAAGUCAAAGCCUAGAUCUCGUGAGCUGGAAGGGCCUGAGUCAUGGCGCGAGCAUAGAGCGAUGAUCAAUCAUCACGACAGACGAGCUGCAAGAGAGAGACAGGUCCAACGAGAGAGACUUGACUCUGAGGGCCUUCCUUCCCCAACUGAGGACUGCUCCCCAGAAAAUCUUCCACCCAGUCCCACCACCACUACACCACCAGCCCAGCAGAUCAGAAACAUUGCAGAGGAAUUGGAUCCAACCUUCCAGGCCAGAAGGCAAGGCACAAUAAGCCUUCAAGUGGGACAAAUAGGUCCAGCUUCUCAGCCCCUUCCUUUGCCACAUUCAGGCUUAAACGAAUCCCUUGAGGAGCCUACAUUUAUUCCGCCAACAAAGCGUCAAACAGACAAAUCAGGACGAAGUAAAUCCAAAGAGAAGAAGGAGAACUGCAAGCAACAGUAAUCUCCAACAGCGUGUUCUGCUGUAGGGCAUACACAGCUUAUUUUAUAACACUUAAUCAGUUCAGCUAGAGUUGUCAUUGCUUAUAACUUUAGGGGUGAAAAUGAGAGGAAAGCAUUCAACCAGCUGCCCCUAUUAGCACUCUAGAACAGUGGAACAAAGAUACAUUUUAGAAUCUUUCUUGAUUAAGUGAGUAAAGAUGACACUUUGAUGUCAUGCCUUUUAUAAUUGCUAAAGGGAAUUGUUGGGUUUAUUAUUGUAUUAUAUUUUAUCUGUAGUUAACCUGUAUACUGUCAGCAUCCAGUAUGUCUUCACAACUGGGUCUCUCAGUCCUCCUUAAGUUGUGCCUGAACUUUAUUUACACUACAAACACACUAAACUAUCCAAGUAGACUUCUAGAUUCUGCCAGGUAGUAUAACUUCAUCACAUUGUCUGAAGUGUAAUUUUAGCACAUUUCCUGGAUUUGGGGGAUCUCCUUAAGGAUGUCAACAUUAAUCUUUACCAAGAAGACAAAUCAAGGCAUGAGCGUGAUAACCUUCAGCCUGAGUAUUUGGUUCUUUGGCAAGCUAUUAAUAGUCAUCUGCUUCGUUUUUCAUUUUGUCCUAUGACAAUCAGACGUUGUUUACCUUUUAUAAAUGGAAAUCCCAGUUGUUGAAAAACUGGAUCACAUUAGCAUAACGGUAGGGGAAGAAUCUGCAAAAAUGUAAACAACUCCAACUCGGCUGAGGAAGUUCAUUCUUCUCUUGGUGACACUUCGUGUAAUAAAGCAAUCGUAAGCUCCGAGGGUUACCUUGGAGCUCAGCUGCUACUGUUAGCUUGUGGAACUUAGAAUUACAUUUCACAAUCACUGAAAUCCAACACCAAAGAACCAAGGAUCCCUGAACUAAGACAUCUUGCAUGUUUCCCGGAGCCAGUUGUAAUCACUUUAACACUAUUCCUAAUGUUGACUAGGAAUCUAACAGAGGUGAUUGGAUUUGACUUUUUUGCAUGUAUUACUAUUUAUUGGUCUGUUUUUUUUUUUUUUGUAUGUUCUUACUGCCACGUUUAAACCCUUUUCUUUACACAAAUGAAAUAUGGCACGAUGAAUGCAACUAUUCUGUACAUAAUAAAUAAAAUCUUUAUUGUCUGUU